GAUCGAUUGUAUUAUAUUUCAAAUUUGGUGAUAUUUGAAGUACUUAUGGCAAGUUUUUUGCUUCACGGGACGCUUCAUGUGACAAUCUGUGAGAUCGACAAGCUCUCUGGAAAGGUUUUCAAGCCACUGAAAAACAUUGAAGAGGUUCUUGGAAUCAGAAAAGGUUUUUCAAAACUCUAUGUAACAAUUGAUAUAGAUAAAGCAAGAGUUGGGAGGACUAGAAUUUUAGAAAAUGAACACUCUGAUCCGCAAUGGAAUGAAUCUUUUCACAUUUACUGCGCCCACAUGGCUUCUAAUAUCAGAUUCUCUAUCAAACAUAAUAAUCAUAUUGGAGCAACAGUUAUUGGGAGAGCUUAUUUGCCUGUUGAAGAACUGCUAGAUGGAGAAGAAGUGGAUAGAUGGCUUAAUAUCGUGCAUCAUGAUCAUAAAUCUCUACACGGCGGUUCCAAGAUCCACGUGAAAUUACAAUUUUAUGAUGUCACUAGACAUAGUAACUGGUCCAGAGGGAUUCGAAGUCCUAAAUUUCCAGGAGUUCCUUACACAUUCUUUCCCCAGAGAAAUAGUUGUAGAGUUACUCUUUACCAAGAUGCUCAUGUCCCGGAUAAAUUUAUCCCAAAUAUCCCUCUUGCAGGAGGGAAGUUUUAUGAGCCACAGAGAUGCUGGGAAGACAUUUUCGAUGCAAUAACUAAUGCAAAGCACUUGAUUUACAUUACAGGCUGGUCUGUAUAUGCUAAGAUCACCUUAAUAAGGGACUUGAGGCGACAAAAACCAGGAGGCGAAAUGUCUCUGGGCGAGCUGCUUAUAAGGAAGGCCAAUGAAGGUGUCACAGUUCUGAUGCUAGUUUGGGAUGACAGGACUUCAGGUAAGUUACUGAAGAAUGACGGGGUGAUGGCUACGCAUGAUGAAGACACUGGAGCUUACUUCCAUAAUACUGGAGUCCAUUGUGUUCUGUGUCCACGUAAUCCUGAUAAUGGGCGAAGCAUUGUUCAAAACGUGGAGAUCUCUACUAUGUUUACUCAUCACCAGAAGUCUCUAGUUGUGGAUAGUGAAAUGCCCAGUGGAGCAUCAAAUAGAAGAAGGAUAGUAAGUUUUAUUGGAGGCAUUGAUCUUUGUGAUGGGAGAUAUGACACUCCUUUUCAUCCCAUUUUCGGGACACUGGACACAUUACAUCACAAUGAUUUUCAUCAACCCUGUUUCCCUGGUGCCUCAAUUGCUAAAGGAGGACCAAGGGAGCCUUGGCAUGAUGUCCACAGCCGAUUGGAAGGACCCAUUGCCUGGGAUGUAUUGUUCAAUUUUGAACAAAGGUGGAGGAAGCAAGGUGGGAAGGACUUGCUCGUUAAACUAAAAGAACUUGAUGAUAUAUUCAUACCUCCAUCUCCUGUAAUGUUUCCUCAAGACCAUGAUACAUGGAAUGUUCAAUUGCUUCGGUCCAUUGAUGGUGGAGCAGCUUUUGGCUUUCCAGAAACUCCUGAGGAUGCAGCAAGGGCAGGGCUGGUCAGUGGGAAGGAUAGCAUUAUUGACCGAAGCAUUCAGGAUGCAUAUAUCAAUGCCAUUCGUAGAGCAAAAGAUUUCAUCUACAUUGAAAAUCAGUAUUUUCUUGGAAGCUCUUUUUGCUGGAACUCAGAUGACAUUAAGGUUGAGGAGGUCGGUGCAUUGCAUCUUAUACCAAAAGAAUUGUCACUAAAGAUUGUUAGCAAGAUUGAAUCAGGAGAGAGAUUUACUGUCUACAUUGUCAUUCCAAUGUGGCCAGAGGGUAUCCCAGAGAGUGCAUCUGUUCAAGCAAUACUGAAUUGGCAGAAAAGGACGAUGGAGAUGAUGUAUACUGAUAUAGCUCAGGUCCUUCAAGCCAAGAACUUGGAAGCGAACCCGAAGGACUAUUUGUCAUUCUUUUGCCUGGCAAAUCGUGAGAGCAAGAAGAGUGAGGAAUAUGCACCUUCAGACACACCUGAGCAUAAUUCAAACUACAGUAGAGCUCAGGAAGCCAGGCGGUUCAUGAUCUAUGUUCAUGCCAAGAUGAUGAUAGUUGACGAUGAAUAUAUUAUCAUUGGAUCCGCCAACAUCAAUCAAAGAUCAAUGGAUGGUGCCAGGGAUUCAGAGAUUGCCAUGGGAGCAUACCAACCAUAUCACCUGUCCACCAAAGAGCCAGCCAGGGGUCAGAUUCAUGGCUUCCGAAUGGCGUUAUGGUAUGAACAUUUAGGCAUGCUUGAUGAUUCGUUUCUCCAACCAGCCAGCAUGGAGUCUAUUCGAAAAGUGAACGUAAUUGCAGAAAAAUACUGGCACAUCUACUCCUCCGAGGCAUCAGACCAUUGCUUGCCAGGCCAUUUGAUUAGUUAUCCCAUCUGUGUUAAAAGCAAUGGAGAGGUGACACAACGUCCAGGGACAGAGUUUUUCCCGGACACUGAAGCUCGAGUUCUUGGUUCUAAAUCCGAGAUACUUCCUCCAAUACUCACUACUUAAUUUCGUCACCCAAUUGUUGGAAAAAACAAAUUGUCUGAUACUGUCUUCUCUUAUAAUUGCUAAUAAAGUUCAUUUGGUCAGUACAUAAA
Messenger RNA from Pistacia vera, 2546 nucleotides. RefSeq names its product phospholipase D alpha 1-like. Gene Ontology annotation, biological process: phospholipid catabolic process; phosphatidylcholine metabolic process. Gene Ontology annotation, molecular function: calcium ion binding; D-type glycerophospholipase activity. Lineage: Eukaryota; Viridiplantae; Streptophyta; Magnoliopsida; Sapindales; Anacardiaceae. The coding region runs from base 46 to 2457 and encodes 803 amino acids. The record is from RefSeq and is a predicted model, not a curated record. Gene Ontology annotation, cellular component: plasma membrane. The transcript has 4 exons.